Exophiala dermatitidis NIH/UT8656 is the source of this 1644-nucleotide messenger RNA. RefSeq lists its product as uncharacterized. The record is from RefSeq and is a predicted model, not a curated record. The transcript is spliced from 4 exons. Bases 1 to 1644 code for a protein of 547 amino acids. NCBI's taxonomy places the organism in Eukaryota, Fungi, Ascomycota, Eurotiomycetes, Chaetothyriales, Herpotrichiellaceae.
AUGUCUCUCAUCCAAGAGACUGAAAACGAUGUCAAGGUUUGGGGUGCCUCUCAUUUCCGUCGUCGUGAGAUUAGCGACUGGGCUUCCAAUGGCAUGAAGGAGAUCAUCGACCAGGUCAUCCUCCCAGAGAACCGAGAAUGGUACUACAAGGUCAUGAACGAGCGAUCCAAGCGUGCUCAACAAGCAGCCGCAAGUCGCAAUAUCAAUAUCAAUGCCAGUGACAAGUUCAAACCCAAAGACACUGUCACCGGUUCUGUCCCUGUCACCCGCACUGAAAGCACCAAGUCUCGCCAUAUCAGCAGUCGCAAUUUCAAUGGCGGCAGCAAGCACUCCAGAGCCUCGAGCCUUGAAGAGUACCUCAACAAGCCCCUCCCACCUUUACCUCCACCGGAAUUCAAGUACAUGUUCGCAGAUGCCGACCGCAAAGACAGCGAGCCGCAAGUCAAAACAGAACAAGCUGCUGCACGCAAUUCCAGCCGGAUUGCUUCCGAUUCUUCAGUCUCCAGCAUUGGACUUGACAGCUCUGAACUCUCACAAUUCGCUUUUGCUACAGCUGGUGUCGACAUUUCGACCAGAGCAACAAGUCUUUGCAGCGAUCGUGCUUCGGCCAACGAGACCAGACUCUACGAGGCAUCAGCGAUUCUCAGUUCCCCGGAACCAGAGCCAAUGCAAUAUGAAUUCAACAAGACUCAUCAUGGCGAUCGAGUCAAAAAAGUCAUUCUUCAGCCAAAGUCUCAGAAGUCAAAGGCGCAGCUGCGAAAUGACCAAUACUAUGCCACCCCAGUUGCUGAGAAGAGAACCAUCACCGCACCAGCUGCAGCUGUCAAGGCUCCAAAUCCAGAACCUACCUUGCAGACAGUAUCAUCCGUUCCCAAGCGCAGUGCUCGAACUUCAUUCCUCACAAAAUCGACUGCAAUUGACACGAACAACGAUGGUUCACCAGACUACAACGUCAACUUCCUCUCCACCAAGAAACUCUGCGUCGAACAUCACCGCCACAGCCGCGAUGUACAAAGCAUGCGAGCAUCUUCGGUCUACAGCAGCAACAGCAGUGCCAGUGCCAUCACCAAAGCCGCUUCCGAGUCCGUCUACAGCGUCGACUCUGUUGCCACGGCCGAUUUCGUUCCACCUCGCCCUGCUCCGACCGGCUACCCUGGCCAAUUUGAAAGCUACGAGUCGGAUUUUUUGCAUUGUCGACAAGCAGGCAUCUCAUCCCCCCGCACCACAUUCACCUUCGGCGACCCGCUCCACCCAAACAACCAAUUCACACACACGAAUUUUUUGGCAGAUCCAACCUGGCCAUCGAAAAACUACACGAAGCAAGACCUGAAGCGCUUCCCCCUCCGCAAGGCCGCCCUCAAGCACGCCGACGGCGCGACAAUCGCGGCCGUGCGCCUCCUGAGUCGUACGGACUCGGAGGAGAACCUCCGGCGCGAGGUGCAGCGCGAGUGCGCCGCCGCGCGGCUCGAGGGCGUGGCCGCUGGCCAGUACCGCUACUACCAGGGUCAUAUGACCUUGGAGGAGUACAUGGCGGCCAAGGUCUGUGUUUGUUGGGACGCGUGCUGGUGUUCGAAGCUGUGCACCAUUUAUGGUGACAUUUUGUGUCCGUGCAACGAGUGGUUGGUGCUGGAGAAUCGUGAUUAG